Molecule: messenger RNA, 1936 nt
Organism: Odontomachus brunneus
Lineage: Eukaryota; Metazoa; Arthropoda; Insecta; Hymenoptera; Formicidae
Product: organic cation transporter protein-like
Exons: 6
Coding region: 1-1929 (642 amino acids)
Biological process (GO): transmembrane transport
Cellular component (GO): membrane
Molecular function (GO): transmembrane transporter activity
Source: RefSeq, a predicted model, not a curated record
AUGCUGAUGUUCUUCAGCAGUUUCUUGGUCUUCGUUUACUUUGUUCAACUGUUUAUCACGGUGGCGCCUGCGGAAUACUGGUGCAAGCUGCCUCAUGUCGAGGAAAUAAGCCCGGAGAGAUUGAAAGAACUGUUGAUACCCAAGUCCAAAGCGGUGCCUUACGAAGGACAUCAGUUGCCUUACUCGAGAUGUUGGAUCUACGACGUGCCCGUUAAUAAAGUCACCCUGGUCGAUCAACUCGGCGAGGAUUGGCCCAUGAGAAAGUGCGACGAAUGGGAAUUUAAGUUCAGUCGCACUGAUGUUCCUUACGCCUCCAUAGCGACAGAGCAAGGAUGGCUGUGCGACGCAGCCUACAAGACGACCUUGGCGCAGAGUAUCUUCUUCGUCGGCGCCAUUUGCGGCGGCUUUCUCUUCGGCUGGUUGUCCGACAAACACGGCCGCAUCCCGGUGUUAAUCGGUACGAAUAUGAUGGGAUUCGUCGGCGGCGUCAGCACGGUAUUCGCCGCCACCUUCUGGCAAUUCUGCCUUUGCAGAUUCAUCAUCGGAUUUGCCUACGACAACACGUUCGUCGUCGCCUACAUCCUCAUGCUGGAAUACGUAGGGCCUAAAUGGCGAACGUUCGCGGCGAAUAUGUCGCACGGGAUAUUUUACUCCCUGGCGGCGAUGUGCCUACCUUGGAUCGCUUAUGGCAUUUCAGAUUGGAGGACCUUUGCUUUGGUGACGUCGGUGCCGUUAGCAUUCGUGAUUUUCACGCCAUUUAUUAUCCCGGAAAGUGUCAGGUGGCUCAUCAGCAAGGGCAAGAUCGAGAAGGCGGUGAAGAUCAUGACGAAGAUCGAGAAGAUCAAUCGCACGGAACUGCCGCGAGAUGUCUACGAGAACUUCUUGGACGACUGUGUGGAAACCGCCGAGACCUUGGCGGCGGAGGACUACAGCAUCGCCGCUCUCUUCAAGACCAAAAGAUUGCGAAGAACGACUCUUCUAUUGAUAAUAUCCUGGAGCGUGAUCUCGAUGGCGUACGACGGCCACAUCAGGUGCCUGGACGGCCUGGGCAUGGACCUCUUCACGACGUUCACCAUCGCCUCCUGCACGGAAUUCCCGGCGGAGGUUCUGAUCACCUGCAUUCUCGACGUCUGCGGCCGGAGAUGGAGCCUCUUCGUCGCCGUGAUCCUCUCGGGCCUCUUCAGCUUCGUCGCCGCCAGUGUGCCGCUCGGCAUCACCUUCAUCUCAUUCGCCUUGAUCAGUAGAUUCUUCAUCAACGUCGCGUCCAACAUCGGGCUGCAAUUCGCGGCGGAGUUGCUGCCGACGGUAGUGCGGUGCGAGGGUGUGGCGUUCAUCCACAUCAUGGGCCACGUGGCUACCAUCCUGAGUCCCUUCCUGGCUUUUUCCAGCAGGAUACAGUACAACUUACCCAUGAUUAUUUUGGGAAUAGUGUGCAUUCUAGCCGGCUUCCUGUGCUUAUUCCUGCCGGAGACGUUGAAGGAAGAGCUGCCGCAAAACCUCCUGGACGGAGAACUGUUCGGGAUCGAUCAAACGUUCUGGGAAACCCCGUUCACGAAGAAACGGCAACCCCCGGAGCCCAAAGGGCACUACUUGCAUGCAAAACGACCGGUCUCUCGACCUGCCGUGCUAAGAAGCAGCAUGGUAUCCGGUCAUUUGGGCAACCUGAGGAGACAUCAGGCCGCCCGUGCUAGAGCGGAGGAGAUCGGGAGAAGCGCCUUGGGUGCGGCUACUUCGCCCACAGAAUACGUCAAUUUACUCAGAAGGAGAUACGAAGAGAUGCGGAAUCAAGUGGCCGCGGCGAACGAGACGAAACUGAGCAAGCCGGCAAGCGAGGACAAAUUCGCCACUUCGCCAAAGGACGGGAAAGACAAGGACACGGCAGACUCGCAAAAAGAGGAAACGCCGAAGAGUGAGGAAGAUGAACGAUGAAAUGCGG